Molecule: messenger RNA, 783 nt
Organism: Ilyonectria robusta
Lineage: Eukaryota; Fungi; Ascomycota; Sordariomycetes; Hypocreales; Nectriaceae
Exons: 2
Coding region: 40-702 (220 amino acids)
Source: RefSeq, a predicted model, not a curated record
AUCGAAUUGACCGUAACGGAUCCAACAACCCCCAAAUACAUGAAUAUUCAAUUAAAGCGAGAGGAAUAUUCCAUAUACAAGGUCAUACAACAAUUUUUCCCCCAGUACGCGUCAUCUUUUCCCUGUCACAUUCUCCAUCAAUACAUAUCAGCAAAAACACCAACUGUAUUACACAUGUCACCUCCAAUUAACUCAACUGCCAAGCAACCAUCAAAUAAGGCUGCACUCACAUCAUGGGCUCUUACAAAAGCCCAAUUAAUACGGCCUGCAAAGGUGAUAAGAUGUCAAGAGCAGGCAACAGAGAGCCGUCUGUUACAGCUGAAUACACGAGCUAGACAAGGGCGGUCUGCAUCAACUGGCCUUGACUUAACCCGUACACAAAAUAUUGAUGCACUACUCAUCUAUAUUUAUGGGACUUCACGCACAUCUUCCUGUAUGCAAUGUGCGAGAGGAAAUGGCAUUUUUGAAGGGUGUAUCACUAAGAGUGAUAUUGCUGCUGGUGCAUGUGCGAACUGCACAUAUUCAUCGAGAGGAAUUCGAUGUUCAUAUCAUGAUCGGCCAAAAGAAACACAAUUAUCUCAGUCCAUAAUAGAGAAAAUCGUGAAGGAGUCUACACCUGAUCAACUACGUGCAUUUGGAGCAGAUCUAAUUGAAAGAGCUAAGGUCCAAGAGGAACUUAGCUCCACACAGCCCGAAGAGUAACUAGUCUAGGGUUACGGGUGAUGAGUCAGUGCUAAUAUUCUCUUUAUUUAAAGUGAAAAGUUUUGCGUACGCAAAUAAUCC